AAAAAAAACCAACUCUCGCUUGACUCCUUACAAAACAGCUGAGCUGAGCCUAAGAAGAAGAAACAGACAUUAGAAAGGGGAAAGACGGAAGGAACACGGCAUGUCAUCCUUGUCUCGAAUUACUCCUUUAAUUAGGAGCAGUUUCAAUCAUGGAUCAAGCUCAGCUGUAUUUGUCAAGAGACAUUACUCUGAGAAGAAGACUUAUGGACCACUAGCCGACCAAGAUCGUAUCUUCACAAAUUUAUAUGGCCGUCAUGACUGGAGGUUAAAGGGGGCUCUUAGCCGCGGUGACUGGUACAAGACGAAGGAAAUCAUCGAGAAGGGCUCUGACUGGAUUAUCAAUGAGGUCAAAACUUCUGGUCUGCGUGGUAGGGGAGGGGCAGGUUUCCCCUCUGGUAUGAAGUGGAGCUUCAUGAAUAAGCCAUCUGAUGGUCGCCCAAAGUAUUUGGUUGUCAAUGCUGAUGAGGGUGAGCCAGGUACUUGCAAAGACAGGGAGAUCAUGCGUCAUGAUCCUCACAAACUGGUAGAAGGUUGCUUGGUAGCUGGCCGUGCCAUGGGAGCCAGAGCAGCUUACAUCUAUAUCAGAGGAGAAUUUUAUAAUGAAGCUUCUAACAUGCAAGUUGCUAUUAAUGAGGCAUACAAAGCUGGUCUAAUUGGAAAGAAUGCAUGUGGUUCUGGAUAUGAUUUUGAUGUCUUCAUGCACCGAGGUGCUGGAGCCUACAUUUGUGGAGAAGAAACCGCACUUAUUGAAUCUCUUGAAGGCAAGCAGGGAAAGCCACGCCUAAAGCCCCCUUUCCCAGCUGAUGUGGGAGUCUUUGGGUGCCCCACAACUGUUGCCAAUGUUGAAACUGUAGCUGUCGCACCAACCAUCUGCCGUCGAGGUGGAAGUUGGUUUGUUGGAUUAGGUCGCACACGUAAUAGUGGAACAAAGCUCUUCAACAUUUCUGGCCAUGUGAACACCCCCUGCACAGUGGAAGAAGAAAUGUCGAUUCCUUUAAAAGAAUUAAUUGAACGUCAUGCUGGUGGUGUGAUUGGAGGUUGGGACAACCUUCUUGGUGUAAUUCCUGGUGGUUCUUCAACACCAGUAAUCCCUAAGCAUGUGUGUGAAGAGGCGCUCAUGGAUUUUGAUGGCUUGGUAGCAUGCCAAACAUCACUUGGAACAGCUGCCGUAAUUGUGAUGAACAAGCAGACAGACAUUGUGAAAGCAAUUGCUAGAUUGAUUGAAUUUUACAAACAUGAGUCUUGUGGGCAGUGCACACCCUGCCGAGAAGGUGUAAGCUGGAUGUUUAAGAUCAUGACCAGAUUUGUGAAAGGUGAUGCCAGUCCAGAGGAAAUUGAUGCACUUUGGGAAGUUUCAAAACAGAUUGAAGGUCACACUAUCUGUGCAUUGGGUGAUGGCGCUGCAUGGCCUGUUCAGGGACUCAUUAGACACUUCAGACCUGUCCUUGAGGAAAGGAUGGCAACUUUUGCAGCUACAAAGAAGGCUGUUGCUAACUAGAUUUUUUUUUUUUUCAAUUAACUGCAAUCCAUAAAUUUUUAGGGAAAGUCUGGAGUUCACAUAGCAUUUGAAUUCCUGUUCCAAGUUAAUACGUACUGUUAUUAACAGUAGUACUGAGAACGAAAAUUUCCCAUAGUGAGGAUUCAGUGCUUUCUUUAGAAUCAUUGGUUGUCAUUUUGGUGUUUUAUAACUGGUAUUGUAAAAACAAUAAGAAUCUUUAUAAAAAUCGCUAGUAUUUUUUAGUGUCUUGAAUAUUCUUUGGAGUUGCAUUUGAGUCCUCCCUAUGGUAUCUAUGGAGAUUUAUGUACAUAAAUGUUUUAUUUAAUGUAUAAAAUAAGGUAAUUAAAUAUCCCAGUAAA
This is a messenger RNA of Macrobrachium nipponense, 1857 nucleotides long. RefSeq names its product NADH dehydrogenase [ubiquinone] flavoprotein 1, mitochondrial-like. Gene Ontology annotation, molecular function: NADH dehydrogenase (ubiquinone) activity; 4 iron, 4 sulfur cluster binding; FMN binding. Bases 101 to 1498 code for a protein of 465 amino acids. The transcript has 8 exons. Gene Ontology annotation, biological process: mitochondrial electron transport, NADH to ubiquinone. The record is from RefSeq and is a predicted model, not a curated record. NCBI's taxonomy places the organism in Eukaryota, Metazoa, Arthropoda, Malacostraca, Decapoda, Palaemonidae.